CGCUCCAACGGUCUCCAAUACCCCAAAUCUCGAGAAAGAAAGGGAAAGAGCAAGCCAAGUGAACCAAGCAGCAGCUGCAGGACGAAAAAGUGGAAACUGAAAUUUACUCUCCUCCUCGGAAAACGAUCGACGAAUAUGAUCAUUCAUCAUUAUCCUCCAUGGGUACUUCUCACUUUGUCUUGGAGGUUGGGACACUGGUCAGUGCAUUCAUGAUCACAAGCUCGGAUGGAGAAAAGGGGGAAAAGGGCAUUUACUCAUAUGUACAGAGAACCGUCGGUCAUCAUCAUCAUCGCCAUUCAACUUAUUCCUUCAUCAGCUCGUUUGUUUUUGUUUACACGUGAUAAUGGAACUAUAGUGCUUCUUCUUAUUCUGCACUUAUCCACCAUUGCUACUACCAUUAGCUUUUCUUCACCUGUUCCUUGCUCCUGUGGGUUUUGCAAGUUUUCUUUCCCUCCCUUUUGUUCUCCCUCUGAUUUUCUCCUCCAACGACAAAAAAAGGCAAAGUCGAACCCAGAACCGGGAACCCAGGUGGGGUUUUGGGGAUCCGAGGUUGGUUAGUGGGUCUGGUUUUGAGCUCCGAUACGAAACGGUUUCCUCCAUGGGAAUUGGAGGAAGAGCUCUACCUGGGCUCUUGCUACUGCUGUUGCCCAUUCUUCUUCUCCCUUCCGCUGUCUACUCGGAGUUGUAUGUUCCAAAACCUAGGCACUUGACUCUACUGAAGAGUGCUCUAGAGCGUGAAACUUCGAAUGGAGAGCAUUCAGACAUGUGGACUCCUUUGUCCGAUCAGGGAUGGAAACCGUGCAUUAGAUCAUCAAACCCCUCUUCAAUACCAGAGGAUUCAGAGGGUUAUCUUCAGGUGUUUCUUGAUGGGGGCUUGAACCAGCAGAGAAUGGGGAUAUGUGAUGCUGUAGCAGUAGCUAAGAUACUGAAUGCAACACUAGUCAUCCCACAUUUUGAGGUGAACCCGGUUUGGCAAGAUUCAAGCUCAUUCAUGGAUAUAUUUGAUGUGGAUCACUUUAUUAAUGUCUUGAAAGAUGACAUUUCUAUAGUUAAAGAAUUGCCUGAUGAUUACUUCUGGAGCACUCGGGAGUAUUACGCUGCAGCCAUUCGAGCCACCAGAAUUAAGGCUGCACCUGUCCAUGCUUCGGCCAAUUGGUAUCUUGACAAUGUAUUACCGGUGCUUCAAAGUUAUGGGAUUGCUGCAAUUGCGCCAUUCUCACAUCGGCUGACUUUCGAUAACUUGCCUUCCGAUAUUCAACAACUCCGUUGUAAGGUGAACUUUGAGGCAUUAGAGUUUGUUCCCCACAUUAGAGCACUCGGAGAUUCUCUCGUCAGUCGCCUCAGAUAUCCUUCUACUCAAGCCAAUGACCAACUGCCUCCAGAAUAUCUGCGACAGACCUCGGAUGUUAUUGUCAAACAAAAGCCAAGCAAGUUUGUUGUUUUGCACCUUCGUUUUGACAAGGAUAUGGCUGCCCAUUCAGCAUGUGACUUUGGUGGAGGGAAAGCUGAAAAGUUGGCUCUAGCCAAGUACAGACAGGCAAUUUGGCAGGGGAGGGUCCUGAACUCACAGUUCACUGAUGAAGAGUUGCGGAAUCAAGGGCGAUGUCCAUUGACUCCAGAAGAGAUUGGAUUAGUUCUUGCAGCUUUGGGUUUCGACAACACUACCCGCCUUUAUCUCGCUUCCCACAAGGUUUAUGGUGGGGAAGCACGAAUUUCAACACUACGAGAUUUAUUCCCGCUCAUGGAAAACAAGAAGAGCCUCGCAUCACCGGAGGAGCGAGUUCGGAUUAAGAAAAAAGCUUCACUAUUAGCUGCAGUUGAUUACUAUGUUGGCUUGCACAGCGACAUUUUCAUCUCGGCUUCCCCAGGAAACAUGCACAAUGCUCUGCUGGGUCACCGCACGUAUAAGAACAUGAAGACCAUAAGGCCGAGCAUGACUUUGCUGGGGCAACUGUUCCUAAACAAGAACAUAACCUGGGGAGAGUUUAGGCAAGCAGUUGUUGAAGGUCAUGGAAGCAGACAAGGGCAGAUGAGGCUAAGAAGAGCAAAGCAGUCCAUAUACACAUACCCUGCCCCAGAUUGUAUGUGCCAUGUUUGAAGGCGUGUUCAUCUUCGUCCGACUACGAUGAGGGCUCUGCCAACGGUAUGUUCCAUAGCGAAGAUAUACUGGGGUUCAGCUCUCGACAAAGGCACUUAAGAUAGGAUGGCGAAUUAAGGCCUCUGUGAGUCUGUGCUCUCAAGGCUUUAAAUUCCAAGGUGUUCCCCUGAAUGUCUUAACGAUUUCUUUCAUCUUUGUACAUACUUUGUAGCCACUAGGCAUAGAGCAUUUCUCUUGUGCAUCGCAAGACCUGGCUGUACAUCCAUGUCCAGAUCUUGGCUCCUCGCUCCAGCCGGCAUCUCCCAAUCGAAAGCGCAAAUCAAAUUAGCCAGAGAGAGCUCCACAUUUGCAAGUCCCAUAUGAAUUGCAGGACAUAUUCUUCUCCCGGCUCCAAAUGGUAUCAGCUCAAAGUCCGCGCCUUUCACGUCAAUGGAGCUCCCUAUGAACCUCUCUGGCUUGAACUCUUCUGGGUUCUCUCGCCACGCUUCAGGGUCCCUUCCGAUGGCCCAUGCGUUUAUGUGGACCGCAGUCUUGGCUGGUAUUUCGUACCCGCCUAGGCUACAUUUCUGAGUUGAUUCCCUUGGAACCAGCAACGGAGCUGGGGGUUGCAGUCUCAUUGUCUCUUUAACCACGGCUUUGAGGAUUCUUCAUCAGAUAUGUCAUGGACCAGAUCACAGUUGCCGCGCUAGUGUCCGAGCCACCAACAAAUAUGUUCUGCGAGGGGGAAAAUUGGAGGAAGAGAGAAAACGAAGUUCCCUUUCUUAUUUCCUCUUUGAACAAAGAAGAAAGUAGAAGUUAUUCUAAGGAGAUUGAGUAGAGACUAAUCAAUUACCAUGAGAAGUGCUUUGAUGUGGUCGAGUGUGAGUUGGAAUUUGAAGGAUUGGUCCUUCCAAAUCUGAAGUAAAACAUCCAGAAUGUCUUCAUGCUCUGUCUUUUCUCUGGUUGGAUCAAGAUGUUCGUCGAUUAUCUCUUGGUAGAAAGCAUCAAACUCCUUGAAAUUCUUGUCAAGGCGCCCGGUCAAGCCAGUGACCUUAUCGACAAAGCCCAGAACAGGAAAAUGGUCGGAGAAAAAGAAGCUUGUAAACAUGGCUUGAGUUUCAUUUAGCAGCGACUGAAAUCUGCUUCUCUCAAUUCCUUCUUCCUCGUACCUCUUGUCAAAGGCCACCCUACAGAUAAUUGUGCUCGUUAGGGUCCUCAUGGCCUCAGACAAGUCGAAAGGUUUCGAUCCAAACGAUGAUGAUCUCGAUAUCUUCUCGAUCAUCUUGGAGACUUCAUACUCCCUGAUAGAACAAAAGCUUUGGCCCUAUUCAUGUUAAAGAGAUGAACCACACACAGUUUUCUUGUCUCUCUCCAGUAAGCAUUGUAGGGUGCGAAUGCUAAGUCGCGACCAUGGUACGAUAGCAUUAGCGCACCAGCAGAGACUGGCCUGCUGCAGAAUGUAAGGUCUUGGAUUUUCAUGACCUCUUCAGCCAUCUUGGCACUUGGCAGUCGAAACUACCACAACCGAGGUGGAACCAAGUCUCAGCCACAUCAAUGGCCCGUAUGUUUGAGAAAGUCGCCAUAGAUACCGAUGAGGGGCAGAAGGAUCAAGCUGGAGCAAGUUCCCAAUCAAAGGAAGACCAGGAGGCCCAGGUGGGAGAGAAGCACUAGAGCUUUUCUUGUGUUUCUGCAGAAGUAGUAGUAGUAGUAGGAUGCAGGGGAUAGCCAGGAGAAGGUAGAUGAAUGGUGCCAUGUUUGAGAAAGUGAUCACCUUUGGAAGUAAUAAUUUGAGAAAGAUGCAUUGCAUCGCAUGUAUAUAUAAAUGGAUCCCCUUUGGCAACGAAACGAUUGUACAAUUACUGGCUCCUAGUGGAAGGAUAUUAGCAUUGUGCAAUGGUCAGAAGGGGUUAGCCAAUGCAUCCAAUGGCCUUUCUUU
Molecule: messenger RNA, 4013 nt
Organism: Linum tenue
Lineage: Eukaryota; Viridiplantae; Streptophyta; Magnoliopsida; Malpighiales; Linaceae
Source: the annotation of a GenBank genome assembly